Molecule: messenger RNA, 2056 nt
Organism: Trachymyrmex cornetzi
Lineage: Eukaryota; Metazoa; Arthropoda; Insecta; Hymenoptera; Formicidae
Product: facilitated trehalose transporter Tret1
Exons: 3
Coding region: 72-1808 (578 amino acids)
Biological process (GO): transmembrane transport; carbohydrate transport
Cellular component (GO): membrane
Molecular function (GO): sugar transmembrane transporter activity
Source: RefSeq, a predicted model, not a curated record
AAGAAAGCAAGACAUAUGCGGGAGAGCACAUGACUCGGAUUGAUAGCGUAAACUCGUGACCACGAUAAAUAAUGUGUACAAUUUUAUCGGCCACAACUGGUCAUAUACGUGUUCAGUCCUUCGCCAGCAUGCCCAGAAACAGGAAUUACGAAACAUUCGCCAAUGUCGGCGGGACAGACAUAUCGUCGCCAUCAACAUCCCAAAAAAAUAGCGAUACGCAAGACCCGGAGAAGGCGACGCUGGUGGACUCGACGUUGCUCCCGAAAAUUCAGCCAUCCGCGCUGCUCAAUGAUGAGAGGACGAAUCUGGCGAACGGCACCAUCCCAAACAGCGAUCCUGAGAAUGGUCGACCGCCCAGGGGUAGCGCCAUCAGACAAGUCUUGGCUGCCCUGGUUGCCCAGCUUGGUACCAUCAACACGGGCAUGGUAUUUGGUUUUUCCGCCAUCGCUUUGCCGCAGCUCCAGGAGCCAGACAGCAUCAUUCCCAUCAAGGAGGGAUCGACGGAGGAAUCGUGGAUCGCUAGCAUAUCCUCUAUCGGUACGCCGAUCGGCUGCUUGUUGUCUGGCUACAUGAUGGACAUGUUCGGCAGAAAGCGUUCACUCAUCAUCACGGAGAUUCCGGCGGUACUCGGAUGGCUGCUAAUUACGUUUGCGACCGACAUACGCAUAAUAUAUGCUGGUCGUUUCUUCGUCGGUCUAGGAUCGGGCAUGGUGGGUGCACCAGCCCGCGUUUACACAAGCGAGGUGACACAACCACAUCUACGAGGAAUGCUGAUCGCAUUUGCCAGCGUCGGUGUCAGCACAGGAGUUCUGAUAGAAUAUGCUCUAGGAAGUAUGGUUACAUGGAACGUCUGCGCCGCCAUUAGCGGUAUUCUGCCACUUACCGCAUUGGUGUUGAUGUUCUUCUUCCCGGAGACUCCGUCCUACCUCAUAUCGCGCAGCAAACCAGACCAAGCCAAGAAGGCGCUACAGAAAUUCCGCGGCAGUACUUACAACGUGAAUCAGGAAAUGGAGACAUUGGUCGAGUUCUCUAACAAGAACAACAUCAAACGACUCACCGGCUUCCGAGAGAUUAUGUGCGCUGUGCUAAAACCCAACGCGCUCAAACCUUUCGCCCUGCUGUUUCUGUACUUUUUGAUAUACCAAUGGUCAGGAACUAACGUUAUAACUUUUUACGCCGUCGAGAUCUUCAAGGACUCGGGAGCAAGUAUGAACAAGUACUUAGCAGCGGUUAUACUGGGAAUAGUCAGGCUCACCUCUACUAUCGUCGCUUGCGUUCUAUGUAGAAGAUGCGGUAGGAGACCGCUCACAAUGGUAUCUUCUAUCGGAUGCGGACUUUCCAUGAUAGGAUUAGGUGGAUAUAUGUGGUUGAAAAAUUACUGGGUCGAGAAUGAUCUUCCAUUCGUCGCCACAUGGGUCCCAGUUAUGUGCAUAUUCUUAUAUACCAUCACUUGCACUUUGGGCUUCCUGGUGAUUCCAUGGGUGAUGAUAGGCGAGGUUUAUCCCGUGCAAGUACGCGGUAUUAUCGGUGGACUGACUACUAUGUGCGCGCAUUCGUUUAUCUUCAUGGUAGUUAAAACUUAUCCGUUCCUGGCCAGCGUACUCACUCGUCAUGGUACAUUCAUUCUCUAUGGUUGUAUAUCUUUGUUUGGCACGAUAUAUUUCUACAUAUGCCUUCCAGAAACUAAAGAUAGAACGUUACAAGAGAUUGAGGACUAUUUCUCUGGUAGAAGCAAUGCUCUGAUGACCGGCAGAAUAAGUAACAAGCCAAAGGUUUUAGAAAUUAAAAAAGGCCAGAUAUUACCGUGAAAGGGAGGACAAUUUUUAAUUGUAUAACUUUUUUGCAAUGUUGCUUAUUUUAGAGUUAUUUUAGUUAGAAAAAAAACAUUUGCUUGUUAGCAACUAAGAAUGUUAUCUAUUUCCACAAGAACAAUGAAAUGGGCAAGUACUUUAAAACUUUGACGUUUGCUUUGUGACAAAUAUGCCUUAGAAGAUAAAAUAUUUUUAAACAAACGAUGAAAGAACGAAAUAUAAAGAUACGAGAAAAAAAAAAUAUA